AUGGCAUUCACAGCAACCCAGAUUCCAACGAAAACAGAAGUUAAUCUGCAAAGACUUUUACUAGUAUGUGAAGAACGCGUCUCAAAAGAAAAUGGUUUAAUUCGUGGACCUGAAAAAACGAAAUAUAACAUAAAAUAUCUUCGCAAGCUAUUAGAUCAAAUCGAAAAGGAAGCCAAUGAACAAGUUGAUAAAACAGUUAUUAGUGAAUACGCGUUGAAAAUUCAACGGUUAUCUGAUAUUGUCGAUGAAUUUAAAUUGACAUCUCCUGUAAAUCGAACAUUUUCACAAGCGCGUUUUAUAAAACAUUCACAUCAAACGCAAGAAGAAAAAAAUAGAGAGGUUCAGGUGGAAUUAAAGAUGGUUCGACAGGCUGAAAAAGAAUUAAAACAAGAAUUAUUGCAACCUCCAUAUGAAAAGAAAGUGUGGGAAGAGAAGAAUAUGAAAACAUACACAGAAAGAAGGUCCGAAUUAUUUUCAUCUGAGACCCCAGAUUCAGAAUUGAGACAACGAAAACAAAUCUUUGAUCUUGAAAAUACUUCCAACAUCGAAACUAUUCUCCAACAUCAUCGACAAACGCAAGAUAAUCUAACAAAUGAUUUGGUAAAAAUGGCGGAAAGAUUGAAGAUGAAUUCAGUAACAUUUGGAGAUAUCUUAAUGAAAGAUGAAAAGAUCAUUGAUGAAACACAAAAUGUUCUGGGUGCUAAUUUAGAUAGAUUAAAAAAAGAGGGUUCUAGAUUAAAGAGAUACGCUACAAGAUCCAAUAAGACUACAUGGUUAGUUUGGUCUGCAGUUGUAUUUGUGUGUUUUGCAUUCAUUUUAACUUUCAUGUUAAUUCGGGUGACAUAA
Molecule: messenger RNA, 846 nt
Organism: Diversispora eburnea
Lineage: Eukaryota; Fungi; Glomeromycota; Glomeromycetes; Diversisporales; Diversisporaceae
Source: the annotation of a GenBank genome assembly